Molecule: messenger RNA, 1668 nt
Organism: Cylindrotheca closterium
Lineage: Eukaryota; Bacillariophyta; Bacillariophyceae; Bacillariales; Bacillariaceae
Source: the annotation of a GenBank genome assembly
AUGCUGAUCCUUUGCUGGAAUGUUGCUGGACUAAGCACUACUGUUCACAAAAUAAACGACUUGUAUGGAAAAGGGAGGAAAGGGAAACCAUCGGUGGUACUAUCGGAGUAUUUUGGCCGUCAUGGAGCGGAUAUCGUUUGCGUUCAAGAACACAAGAUUCCCCGCUCUCAACUUUCGUCACGGUCCGAGCCACUUGGAUGUUCGUCAAUAGACAACUAUGAAUCGUUUUGGUCUUGUUGUACGGAUACGAAGAAGAAGGGGCUAAAUGGUGUGGUUACUUAUGUAAAGAAUGGCGUGGGCGUCAAAUCUGCAAACUCGAGGCCGCUUGGUCGUGCCGAUCUGGACGAUCAAGGCCGCUGUGUCAUGACUGACCAUGGGAAAUUCGUUCUCUUUAACGUUUACGUCCCAGCUAGUUCUGGACAACCGCUUAGCUACAAAAUGAAAUUUCUCAAUGCGCUAAGACGGGAAAUGCAACGUCAACGUAAUGUCGGAAAGGAAGUUAUUUUGGUUGGGGACCUCAAUAUCUCGCACGCAAAGCUUGACAAAUUCUGGUCAGACAGAGUUCUCUUCAUCAAUGACAUCCUACGCGAAAGCGCAGCCGGUGAACCAGCAGAUUUUCCAAAGUGGAAGAGACAAAUUGCAUGUGCAUGGCCAAAGAUCCAAAGAGCACUCCAAACAAGGACUGUAGUGCCGACUAAAACCACCAACUCUCAAAACAACAAAACAUACGACAAAUAUCGCAUGAAGGUCGAUGUAGAUGGAAGGACAGUAUAUUUGGGAUCUCACGAAAGUGACCCAAGAUACUGCGAGUAUCGUUACAACUUGGACUCAAUGUCUUACGUUUGCGAAGAAACUGACGAGGUCAUUCCAGCGGAAGAGGAGAAUGUAGUAUGUGUCUCGACUAUUUCUGAAUUGAUGGGAAAGCUUGCAGGCAUUACUUGGGACGAAGCUACCCAAAGGCAAGUCGGUGAAUGCUCCGGUGCAAGCCGAAUGGCCCCGCCUCGGAUUUGGCUCAAUAGAGUCAUCCAAGAAGAUUCUAUGGUGGAUGCAAUGCGGCAAUUAUACCCUUCUGCAGCAGGACGGUACACUUGCUGGAAUCAAAACACAAAUCGUCGUUACUGCAACGAAGGUGCAAGAAUCGAUUACACUUUGGUCGACAAGUCCUUAUUCAAAUAUGUCAAACGUGGAAAUGCAGAAUCAUUGCGGGUUCACCCAACUGGUCCCGAUGAUCCAAACAGCGAAGAAGCUGCCGCAUGUGUCGCGACUGCCAAUGGUGGGUUCCAGGCAGUGUCCUUUCAAGGUGGUGGGAUCGUUGAGGCAUCUCAAGACGUUUUGGAUACACAAUUUGGGGAGCCUCACACAGGAUUAGUCUACACGCCACCGACCUUCUCGGACCAUAUUGCGAUAUCACUGCUUUUGGAUGACGAAUGUUUGGCACCAUCUGUUGUCUUGGACAAGUCUGAUCCACUAACCCGAACAUCCCAACCGCACAAGUCUCAGAAGACGAUUGCAUCUUUCUUCGCUUCGGCGUCUUCAACUUCCAUCAAGGAGAAAAUUUCUUCCUCUGGUUCCAGAUUUCGGGUGGGCGAGCCUGCAAAAAAAGAGUCUGGUAUCAAGCGUUUCUUUGUCCAGCCAUCGUCAUCAAACAGCAAGAAGGGGAAAAGGUGA